AUGGUUACAUCUACGAGGAGCGUAGCUGGAAUUGAACAGAGGAUUGUGUGCCCAAUUGGGAGAAUGUUACAAGAACACAGUGACAAAGGCUUACUAAAGAUAUGGAAGUACAAUGUGUCUAAGAUGACAGUAAUUCCAAGUGUAACAUAUUUACAAAAUAAGCAGUUAAAGUCUCAAAUUAUUCAUAAACUGCCUUAUAAUUUUACUUACCUCAAAACACAACAAUUCCAUCAACUACUGACUAUUCGUGUUUUUAGUAAAUUCAUUGCUCACUUUGUGUCAUUGCUGAUUCAUUUCUAUAUUUUAAUUAAAGCUGCCCUACCAAGUACAGAUAUUCCCCUAUCACUUGAUAUCGUUAAUCAAAGAUUUGUACGCGAUUUUUAA
Messenger RNA from Mucor mucedo, 384 nucleotides. RefSeq lists its product as uncharacterized. The transcript has 3 exons. Bases 1 to 384 code for a protein of 127 amino acids. The record is from RefSeq and is a predicted model, not a curated record. Lineage: Eukaryota; Fungi; Mucoromycota; Mucoromycetes; Mucorales; Mucoraceae.